UAAAGCUACAACUUCUGACAUGGCCACAGCCUCACCAAGAUCUGAUACAAGUAACAACCACAAUGGAAGAUUGCAGAUGCAAGUAACAGUUUCUAGUGCCAAACUGAAACGGAAAAAGAACUGGUUUGGAACAACUUUCUACACGGAAUUAACUGCAGAUGGGGAAAUCAAGAAAACAGCAAAAUCAAGUAGUUCUUCAAAUCCAAAAUGGGAUGAACAGCUGACAGUGAAUGUGACUCCACAGACUACGCUGGAAUUUAGAGUGUGGAGCCAUCACACUUUAAAAGCAGAUGCUUUAUUAGGAAGAGCCACUGUAGACUUGAGACAAGCUUUGGAAAUACACAAUAGAAAAUUGGAGAAGGUGAAAGAGCAGUUGAAACUCUCUCUGGAAAACAAGAGUGGCAUGGUGCAAACAGGUGAACUGACAGUUGUGCUAGAUGGUUUGGUUGUUGAACAAGAAUCUCUUACAAAUCUCAGUUCACCGGCAACCAUAGAAGUUCAGCAGAAUGGUGAGGCUGUGCAUGAAAACAGAGAUGCUUUGGCGAGAAGUACUUCCAGAUCUGCUGGUGACAUUUCUAAUGGGCUAGACAAUCAAGUACCUUCCAACUCUGUAGUAUCCAACACAUUCUGCAUAGAAGCUGUUAAUGGAGACAGCGCCCCAUCUCCUUCUCACCUUGCAGCCAGACCCAAAAACCCACCAGUACCAAAACCACUUGCAGCUGAACCUGUCAACAGCACUGUUAAUGGUGAGUCGUCCUCCUCUGCACCAGAAGCUGGUAUUUCUUCUGUCUCUGAGCCUCUGAUCAGUUCUGUAGAAGCUCCCAUGUCUACAGACUGCACUAACCCUGAACCUCAGUCAACAACAGAAGCCACUGCUUGCUCCGAAGAGCCCACUUCUACAUUGCCUGUUGUGUCUGCUGGACUUGAAGCUGCAACUACAACAGACUGUGCUCCAUCUAAUUCUGCAAACAGUACAGCAGCAGAUGCAGCGAAACCAAGGGAAUCCUCCUCAAGCACAUCUGCAGAACCUGUUAGACAGCAGCCUGGCAAUGCUAGUACAGAACCUUUGCCACCAGGAUGGGAGCAAAGAAAGGAUCCACAUGGUAGAACCUAUUACGUUGAUCACAACACGCGAACUACAACGUGGGAAAGACCACAGCCCUUGCCUCCGGGCUGGGAAAGAAGAGUUGAUGAUCGUGGAAGAGUUUACUAUGUGGACCACAAUACCAGAACCACAACGUGGCAGCGGCCAACGAUGGAAUCGGUCAGGAACUUUGAGCAGUGGCAAUCUCAGCGUAAUCAACUGCAGGGAGCUAUGCAGCAAUUCAACCAACGAUACCUCUAUUCGGUAACUUCUAAAUACUAUGGAGAAAUUA
Molecule: messenger RNA, 1376 nt
Organism: Tinamus guttatus (white-throated tinamou)
Lineage: Eukaryota; Metazoa; Chordata; Aves; Tinamiformes; Tinamidae
Source: RefSeq, a predicted model, not a curated record